This is a messenger RNA of Emiliania huxleyi CCMP1516, 717 nucleotides long. RefSeq lists its product as hypothetical. Gene Ontology annotation, molecular function: ATP binding; protein kinase activity. The transcript has a single exon. The annotation marks the transcript as partial. Gene Ontology annotation, biological process: protein phosphorylation. Gene Ontology annotation, cellular component: plasma membrane. NCBI's taxonomy places the organism in Eukaryota, Haptophyta, Isochrysidales, Noelaerhabdaceae. The record is from RefSeq and is a predicted model, not a curated record.
CUCGACGAGCUCAUCGCGGCGACCGACGGCUUUGCCGAGGCGCGCAAGGUGGGCGAGGGAGGAUUCGGGCGCGUCUACCGCUGCGACGCGCUGCCGUCGCUUCCGCACGUCGCUUGCGGGUUCGCCGUCAAGACGGCGCUGGUCGGUGUCGGCGCCCAAGGCCUCGCCGAGCUGCAGAGCGAGGUGCGCACGCUCAGCGCGGCGUGUCACCGGUCCCUCCUCCCUCUGCUCGGCGUCUGCUUGGCUCCGGCGAGAGCGAGCGCGUGCCUCGUCUACCCCCUCUGCCGCGGCGGCAGCCUCGAGGACCGCCUCUACCGCGCUCCAGCCGCGCUGCAGCGGCUCCGCAUGCUCGGCUUCGAGACGCCGCCUCCGCCGCUCUCUUCUGCCGCACGGCUCCGCGUGCUGCGCGACGCCGCGAGCGCGUUGCACUACCUGCACACGCUCUCUCCGAUGAUCCUGCACCGCGACGUCUCCGCGGGCAACAUCCUGCUCGACGAGCGCGGCAACGGCUACCUCGCCGACGUGGGCCUCGCGCGCGCGGCAGAGGCGACGGCCGGCAGCAGCCAGCAGGUGUCGCACCUGUCGACGCAGCGUAUCUUUGGUAAGCCAGGCUACAUGGACCCGAUCAUCUCGCUGGAUGGCCAGGCUUCUCAGUUGACUGACGGUUUUGCGCUCGGCAUCACGCUGCUCGUCGCCCUGACCGGCCGCGGCGCUCUU